Aspergillus campestris IBT 28561 is the source of this 1923-nucleotide messenger RNA. Its product is annotated as TRAPP trafficking subunit Trs65 domain-containing protein. The record is from RefSeq and is a predicted model, not a curated record. The transcript is spliced from 4 exons. Gene Ontology annotation, biological process: intra-Golgi vesicle-mediated transport. NCBI's taxonomy places the organism in Eukaryota, Fungi, Ascomycota, Eurotiomycetes, Eurotiales, Aspergillaceae. Bases 79 to 1845 code for a protein of 588 amino acids. Gene Ontology annotation, cellular component: TRAPPII protein complex; trans-Golgi network.
UUUUGUUUCUUUGGUUUUGAAAAAUCGCCCGUUGACGACCUAUCAUACCGGUAGGGACAUGCGACUGGUCUCAUCGUGAUGCCAGGCCUCGAAGUUCCAGGAGAAUUUCUAAGGCAUGCUGUCUUGGAUACUGUUGUCCCGCAUGCUUCGAAUAUAGAUCUAGAGGCGGCGUUGACGUCGGCAUUAGAAGGAGGCGCAGAUGACCUGACCUCCGUACUCGCAUCCAUACCCCAACGGUCGCUUUUGUUCUUUGAUGAAUUCUGUACCGUCAGCAUCGUCCUGCGACUCUCCAACUGUUCGCAAAACAGCUUGAAACACCACCUCCAGAACCUGGAGAUCAAGCUCGAUGGCUUCGCAAUCGACCCAGCUGAGACGGUCGCGGAGAAUCCAACACCGACGAGGGAUUUGAUUUUCUCGGGGUUUGUUAAUCCGCAGGAAGAGCCACUGGUUGUCGUGAACGAGUUUGAGGGAGAGGCUGGGAGUGGAAAUCAUGUCUACGCGAUCUGGAAUAUUGAGACGUUUAUCAGGCGCCCGCGGAUACGCAUUCAACAGCCCUCCCUUUUGUUUAUCGCCUCUGCCAGCCUGAACCCCUCCGAGAGUCGACCAGAAGAUUUGGUUGACGAUGACUACCUCCCACCCAUGAUUCCAGCGUCUACAAACAUCUUGCAACCCCUGUCGGGAGAUAAGUCGCUCAAGCGAAAGGAUCCUUUCUUGCCUGCGUCGAGACUGUUGCGAGUCGUGCCGGCCCAAUACAGCGAGAACCCCAUCUACAAUGUCCAACAAGAGUCCGGCCAUCCCAUACGGGUAGUCCCUGCGGCGAGUGCGAGGAUACGCUAUGUUCGGUUAAACUCCUUUUCGGGGCAGCCCGCGACCAUCGCAAGCCUGGACCUGGAGGUAACGCCAUAUUUGAACUGCGACGUUGUCUUCGACAAGGCCGAUCUGCACAUGUCGGAUGGGACAGUCGAGCUCAUGUCGAAUGCGCCCGGACUCGUUCCGCCGAUACAGUGCCGCCCGCGCGACAAUAUCACUCUGAUGUACAAAUUGACACCGGAAUACGGCCCGGAUCCAAACCCGACGGCAACGGCCAUGGCGUGCUUUCUGGACAUCUCUCUGGAGGCCGUUAUCAAGCUCUCCGAGGACAGCUGCCCGCGGAUCCUCAUGCAGUGGAGGACCAAUGUGGACUUUUCCAUGGCUCUCAAUCCCAACUUUGGUGGCCCGAGUCAAGCGUUGCAGCGGAUCCACCGUCCCUCGAGUCUCUCGAUGGUGCCUCCCAUCCAGACCACCCCCCUCGGAGGAGCCCCUCCGCCCAGCAGGGGGUCUAUUCGGGAGCGAGCCUAUUCUACAGUCGACCAAGGCGUGAGCAUCUCGUUCUCCGGGCCUACCAGUGUUGAAGUGGGCAAGGCAUUCUCCUGGGACGUAUUCAUCGUCAAUCGUUCCCCCGCGCCUCGUAAAUUCGCCAUUUUCGCCAUUCCGCGAAAGAAGCGGGCGGACUCGAGGGGACAUAGUGCGCGACCGUCGUCCGCGUCGCUUUCGGGCCGGAAAGAGCACCAGGUCGCCGAAGCGGUCACCGAUGACAAUAUCGUCCAUGCGAUGCAGAAGACGGUGACCGGCCAGGAAGCCGACCUUGUCUCUUUGAGCACCGAUCUGCGUGUCGGCCCCCUCUUACCGGGCACCUGCUUUGCGACCGAAUUAAAACUGCUUCCGCUGGCGGUGGGCGCUCUCCACCUGGAGGCUGUGCGCCUAAUCGACGCCAAUACGAACGAGCCGACCGAUAUCAAAGACCUCCCAGACAUUCUUGUCUAUGAUCGGAAGGGGGUCCCCACGCCCACGCCGGAUGUAUCAUAAGCAGGGAACGAUUCAAUGUACGUUCCGUCUACGAUGUAAAUGCAUAGAUGUCAGAGUCGCGGUGGGGCUAGAAUAAUC